AUGGACUAUCGCAACGGUAUUGCGUCUGUCGAACAUCCAUACGACCACGCCUUGACUUCUCAGCCCGAUAUUGAUUCCUCCCCCCUCGAUUUCGCGCAAAUACCACCGCUCUCCUACCGCCCCGAGACUCCCCCCGAGUCAGUCCAGGUCAUCUCCUCACUCAUCGACUCUCUGAGUAAAAUAUCCGCUUCGUCGUAUUUGAACCAAGAGCCGAGCGCGAACGGCAGUAUACAUAUACCCGGGGACCUGUACAGUCGUUCCAAUUCGACCGAACCACCCAAUGCGGAUGACUUGGACAGGGAGCAGCACGACCCCCCUAUCACCGAUGACAGUAGCGAGGGAGAGGCCGCCGCUGCGCCGGUGAUCAAGUACGCCAGAAGGCCGCCGUUAUUAUCCAAACGUUCGAGUAGAUCGUUCAUCCACUCCCUGAAUAUGUCUUCUCAGACUGCUCUAGCCGCAAGGGAAUCCAUACAGAGCCUGAGAUCGCGUGCAGAGUCCGACAGUGUGGGAGUGCCUAGCAUUGAGAGACGGAAUCGUUCUAGUGCCAGCUCGACCUUCUCAUUUGUGAGUGGUUUGAGUGCCCCUCUCAGGAAACCAACUACCGAGUCAAUGCGCGACACGGCUACAACAAGACCUAUUCCCAGGAGAGUCUCAUCCGACAGACGGCGAAAGACUGAAUCGCUUUACAGCAUAGAUCAGGAGAAGGAGAACAAGUUACCCACUCGCGCAUCAUCCAUUGAUGGCCAUUCAAGCAUAGGAACACAGCUAGACCCACCGCCCUCAGAGAGCCCUACGAUCGCUGCGCUGCGCUUAAGCAGGGGCGACUUAGGAAGCCAUAUGAUACCCUCUCGUCGGUCGUCGCUCAGACGCAGCGUCACAGGUCUUUCGGACGCCCCACAGGACCAGCACAACAGAUACUCUUUUUCUGGCCGUGACCUGAAAGAGCUUAAUAUCGACUCCGAACUGAUCGAAGGCGAUAACUCGACUGUACGGCGGAUCCGGGAACUGCAAGAAGCCCGGGAGAAGCGUCAGAAGGAGUGGCGAAAUGAGGCCAGGAAAUCGGAGCGGGCUGCGAAGAGACACACUAUUGCAACACCUAAAUUGUCAUCACAGCGGUCAAGCCCCUACCAAACUUCGAGGCUUUCUGUCACCGAGGUGGUGGUUGAAUCGCCCGAAGUGGAGAGCCCGCUUGACCUGUCCGCAACAGUCACCGCAUCGGAUCUCGCGGACAUGCCUGCCUUUGUCCCAGAAGGCCCUAAAGAAGAACCGCUGGUCGCCCCGCCUUCUAUGGGCGCUGUCACGUCGAAUCCGCCGAGCGCAGCGCCAUCCCGACGCAACAGUGUCUACCGGAAUUCUGUGACUCAAGGGAAACGGAGUUCUAUCACCCAUACAGCUAAGCAAGAACCCGCACUUGCGGAAAUGAAGUUGAUAACGGACGAGGUUGAGGCUUUUCUCGGUGCCCCGCGGUUUACGCAAAAAAUACGACAUCCUCGUACCGGCCGGACGAUCACCUUUUCAGAAGUGGGAGAUCCAAACGGAUUUGUUGUCUUGUGUUGUGUAGGUAUGGGUUUGACUCGAUACCUCACGGCAUUUUACGACGAACUGGCCAGGACUUUGCGCCUGAGACUGAUCACACCUGACCGACCUGGAGUAGGCGCAAGCUCGCCAUUGCCCGAAACCCAGUGUACACCCCUGAACUGGGUUGACGAUGUAGCUGUUAUAUGCAGUUCUCUAGAGAUCACGAGGUUCUCUCUCCUUGCGCAUUCCGCAGGCGCAAUCUAUGCUCUCGCAACAGCCUUGAAAAUGCCACAAUAUGUACGAGGGCGCAUUCAUCUCCUGGCGCCAUGGAUACCACCUUCCCAGAUGCACAAAGGGGCGACAAUAGGAUCAGACUCGCAACCUAUUGCCAAUCUUCCUUUUACUCACAAGAUCCUCAGCGUUUUGCCAGCACAGAUUCUUAAAGUCGCCAACUCCAGGUUUUUGACCGCGACAAGUGCCUCUGUAGACACGAAGCCGUUGAAGUCGAAAAAGGCCAAGCAGCAACUAGAGAGUAUGGAUGUAACGUAUGACUAUCCCUUCCAAGAUCUCAACGACGACAGUUCAUUCAGAGCCGCCCUUCCUGACUUUGAACCGGAACGACCUCGAACUGGUACGCCGAAUAGAGCACGAGCUCUAUCGUGUUAUCAAGCCAAUAAUGAAACGCAGGGAAUACCAGGACCACCUGUGUCCAGCCCAAAGGCGGAUUCUGUUCGACAGGCAUUUUCGUCUACAAAGGCUUCUGCUGUGACUCCUCGACCCAUGUCACCCCGCCUGAGCACCGAGACACGUCAAGCACUCUACAACCAGACUCUCACACAUCGCAUCUGGACGUUGGCCACUCAAAAUGCGAAUCCCGCCAUCGACCUCCUAGUUUGUCUAGAACGGCGAAGACCUAUCGGGUUUCGAUAUCCCGAAGUAACCAGGUCAGUCGUAAUCCAUCACGGGGCCAAGGACACACGGGUUCCACUUGACAACGUGCGUUGGCUGCACAGUGUGAUGAAGCGAUGCGAAUUACGAAUCCUGGACGGCGAAGGGCACGGCCUAAUGGCAAGCGCCUCCGCCAUGGCCACGGUCCUAGGAGAGAUCGCCAGGGAAUGGGAAGAAUGGGAGAAGAUUGCGCAGGGGAAGGAAAAGAGGAAGAGAAGUGAUGCAGCAUCUACUUUCUCGAGGGGGAGGUCGUUUCACAGUAGAUUUGUGGAUGCCUCGUACCGAGAAGCAGCAUCGCGGGACUCCUGA
This is a messenger RNA of Cladophialophora psammophila CBS 110553, 2775 nucleotides long. RefSeq lists its product as uncharacterized. Lineage: Eukaryota; Fungi; Ascomycota; Eurotiomycetes; Chaetothyriales; Herpotrichiellaceae. The record is from RefSeq and is a predicted model, not a curated record. The transcript has a single exon. Bases 1 to 2775 code for a protein of 924 amino acids.